Messenger RNA from Mauremys mutica (yellowpond turtle), 4511 nucleotides. RefSeq names its product transcription elongation factor A1 (gene TCEA1). The transcript is spliced from 12 exons. Gene Ontology annotation, cellular component: nucleus. Gene Ontology annotation, molecular function: nucleic acid binding; zinc ion binding. The coding region runs from base 866 to 1633 and encodes 255 amino acids. Gene Ontology annotation, biological process: DNA-templated transcription; transcription elongation by RNA polymerase II; positive regulation of transcription by RNA polymerase II. The record is from RefSeq and is a predicted model, not a curated record. NCBI's taxonomy places the organism in Eukaryota, Metazoa, Chordata, Testudines, Geoemydidae.
CUCCGCCUGCUCCCGGUGCCCCUUCGGCCAGUGGUCCGUAAGCCCGGGCGCUGCAGCGCUCCGGCCCCGGGUCUCCUCGGGCCGGCCCCGGGCGCCUCUUGUCCUGGGUGGGCUAGUUCCGGUGCGCGCGCCGGGGACUCCUCUCCCCGCCCAGAGAACCCCCCUGCCCCGCGUGGGCUGUGCCCGGGCCCUGUCAGGGAAUACGGCCCCUCGCUAGGUCCCCAGCAGCGAGCGAAGCAGCAGGCUCGAUGGGCUUGGGGAGGGGACGCUCAGCAAGUGGCGGGUUGGCCGGCGAGCCCCGGUAACGCCCCGCAGCCCGGGCUGGCAGACAGGUCCGAUCACACACGUUGCCGUCAAUCACUAGCAUGAAGCUGCGUCACGUGAGAUGUUAAAACCCGAACUGAACAAUGGAGAGUGGCUCUGGCGCUGGGGAUUAGCUGUGCCAACCCUCUGAAACGGCCCCCAGCACAGCAUAGGCUGGCCGCUGAGACAGCUCAUAGUUUUUUACUCUAGGCAAAUGAUAAAGCCAGACGUAUUUACUACGUUAAUAAAUACAAGUAGCAGCUGGUGCCGUAUGAAUGGAGGUGGAGUUUUACAGAACACUUGGAUCCCUAUGGAGCAUGUGGGCAGAGGUAGCGUUGCAUAUAUGAAUUUUCAAAAACCAAGGACAGUUCAGUAAGUUUAGAGAAGAAAAGGCUGGGGCACUGGAUUUGCUAAAGGAGCUUAAGAAUAUACCUAUGACCCUUGAGUUGUUACAGAUGUUUCAGUUUUGGAGCAGGAGGAAGAGGGGAAAUUGGAAAAAUAUCCCUCUACAUGGAUAGACCCCUGAAUAACUUGGGAGUAUAUUAAAUCCACGAGAAUUGGUAUGUCAGUGAAUGCAAUACGCAAGCAAAGCACAGAUGAAGAGGUUACAUCUUUAGCAAAAUCUCUCAUCAAGUCUUGGAAGAAGCUGUUAGAUGGACCGUCAACUGAUAAAGACUCUGAAGACAAGAAAAAGGAACCUGCAUCUUCAUCACAAAACAGUCCUGAAGCAAGAGAAGAAAGCAGUUCCAGUAGCAACUCCAGCAUCAGGAAAGAGGAGGCUAAUGCUUCAUCUGAUUCCUUCAUCCCUUCUUUUCCUCGGGCUCCAAGUACUUCAGAUUCUGUACGAGUGAAAUGUAGAGAAAUGCUGGCUGCUGCUCUCAAAACAGGGGAUGACUACAUUGCUAUUGGUGCUGAUGAGGAAGAGCUGGGAUCUCAGAUUGAAGAAGCUAUAUAUCAAGAAUUGAAAAACACUGACAUGAAAUACAAAAAUAGGGUACGAAGUAGAAUAGCAAAUCUCAAGGACACAAAGAACCCUAAUCUAAGAAAAAAUGUAUUAUGUGGGAACAUACCUCCAGACAGGUUUGCCAAAAUGACAGCAGAGGAGAUGGCAAGUGAUGAGCUGAAAGAGAUGCGCAAAAAUCUGACCAAAGAGGCUAUCAGAGAGCACCAGAUGGCUAAGACAGGAGGCACCCAGACUGACCUGUUUACAUGUGGCAAAUGUAAAAAGAAGAAUUGCACUUACACACAGGUUCAAACCCGCAGUGCUGAUGAACCUAUGACAACAUUUGUUGUCUGUAAUGAAUGUGGAAACAGAUGGAAGUUCUGUUAGAAGAAACAACUGUCAAGACACCUGGACCAAUAUGAAAGAGGAUUUUGUAAUUAGUUUUAAGAACUAGGCCAGGCAUGUAGGUUCCUGCAAACAAGAAACUUUUUUUUUUUUUUUUAAAGCAGCAUACAUCCCUGGAGUUAACCUUUGGUUUUUGACACAACUUCCUUAAAUGCUUUCCUAUAGUUAAUAGUCAGUAGGGCCCGGAUGCUCAAUUGUAUGGUGUAUGUUUAAAAUAUUUUUUCAUUUUUAUAAGUAAGUUGACAUUAAACUUUUAUCAAUAAACUUUUGGUAACUGAAUUGUUUUUCUUAACUAUGUGAACAAUGUACUGUAUAUUUUUUUACAGUCUGAAACAUACCCACCAGACAUAUUUUACCUCUCAACCAUGUUAAAAAUGUAUGAAUGAAAUUUGUAUUGGUUUCUUAUUGGCAUAUUCCUACUAAUUUUUGGGGAGGAAGGACAACUAACUUCAUUUUAAUUAUACCAAAUCUGCUGUGGUAUCUAAAUUGCAACUUGUUGGCUCUGUCUGGUUUGUACAUACCAUUUAUGAAUUAAUGCUUAAAUUCUGAUCAUGAAAUUUGGAACUUUGUUAAUGGAUCUGUUGACCUCUCUUUACAAUGCUUGGAUAAGUUUGCUUAUGUAACCAGCAUUGAUCAGUCCAAUUUAUUGUAUUGCCCUAAAGCCUGUAUAUUACUACCACUAGAUUUUAUUUCUGGAGAAAUGACUUAAAUAGUUUGUUUAAAUUUGAUCUCAUUGGUUUGUUUUGCUUAUGUGUUUGAUACCAGAGUUUAUUUUAGACUUUGUAAAUGAGCAAAGACAUUUUGUGGCAGGCUGUUUAAAUGACGGUCAGUAAACCAGUUGAUAAAAAGAUAAAGAUUACUUGGGGAAGUAAUAUUACUUUACAUCAAUUCAUAUAAAUGGCAUUAGUUUCCCAUGAACUGCUAAUUAACUUUAUUUUGAUAUGUAGAAUCAUUGAUGCCAGUGAUCAAACCAGAGACCAGAAUAAAUCAUUAAAAUUAUGGUCUUUCACCAUCCAGGAUGAUAGAAAGAUUUGUUUUAUUAGAAUCUGUUUUUUAACAGGGCACCUUUUAAAACACUUUGCAAAUGCUAUUUAGCAAAGAGCCAGCAUGGUUAGAGGACAUAAGAUGCUUACAUUUUUGGCAACCUCUAUAUUUAUAUUUAUAUUUAUCUAAGCUCUGGGGGUGAGGAAGGUCUGUCCAAUCAAUGCGUGAGGAAUUUGUGGGUAGCUGUAGUAUGUAAAUCCAUUUAGUUUCUGGAGAAUAAACUCCUUAACUGGAAUGGGCAGACAGAAUUUUUCUUUUGCUGAUUUGCUCUGUAAUGGUAGAGACAUGGUUUCAAAUGAGGCAGCGUUAAAUUCUGAAAACACUUAAGCUGUGAGACCCAAAAAAGAGUGUGCUAAAUACUUUAAUUUUGCAUUACAAAUCAAACUUUCCUAUUGAAAGAGAAAAAUAGUCUAUUCUUUUGGAAGGGAAAAUAAAUGUGGAUAAGAAUUUUGCUUGUUAUAGACACAUCUGCUUUUUAAAAAGGAGGAAAUUAUUCAAAUAUUUCAAAGGUUAUUGCAUAAUUUUAUGGAAAGAAUUUGGAUUCUGCUUGUUUGAUAUUUCUGCUCUAAUUCAGAAAGAUAUUUUUAAAAUUAAACUGACUUGAAAAGUGAACAGAAUAAUCUACAAUUAAAACUUAGCACGAUUGUUUUAAUUAUGUAUCUGAAAAUAUCUUGAAAUUUUUUAAGUUGCCUUAGACAACAAAAAAAUGACUUUAAUUAUAGAUGUUUAGUGUCCGUGUGUCUGUCCUUUGUUUUUGGGCACUUCUGAAAGGACAAGUCUAACAAAUUGUAUUAAGCAAAUAUAGUCCUUGUGACUUCGGUACCAGCUGGACUUUGACAGCAGUGGAAAUCUCAUUUAGUUACAGAACAGGCACAGCGUGGUGUGUACGAAGUUCCUCACACUAUGUCUACCCUCAACCUAUCUCUGCCCUUACAUGAAAGGAUAGCUUCCCUGGAUGAUAAGAUACGAUAAUAAUUCACUUUCCAUGCCUGCUCAGUUUUGUGAGACUUUGCACAGGAAAUGCACAAAUCACUAAAGCCUGUAUCACAGUUCAGACUCUUCUGAGAACUGGAAUGAGAUAUUCUUCAUCUAAAGCCCCAGCCAGGAGAUAGUAACAGUUUCUGGUACUAGAUCCUAGAGCUACUUGGGCAAAACUCCCAUUGGCCAAAAUGGGACAAGUUAAGGGCCUUAGUCCCUCCUGACCGAGAUAGGUUGCUGAAUUAAAUUGAGUCAUCCUGUCCCCAUAAAGUUAUUGUAGUGUGUUUAGUAUAAAAAGUGUUCUCUUUAACAAGUUUGAGACUGAUGCUCACUAAUAGUUUAAAACUUGGCUGUGUCUUUAGAUGAAGAAGUUAAACACAAUUUCUCAGGGUGCAUUAUUAGUUUUUAAAUUUCAUAUUAAGAAGGCUUUAAUGGUCAUUCUUUGUGUCUCAAAGUGCCCUCUCAUAUUAGAAAGGACACCUAGAUACUGGAACACCAUGCUACUGGAACAAAUUUUUGUGUGAUUUUAAAAUGUGUAACCUACAGACGUUUGGUAUAUUGUACUUCAUUAUAUUGUACUAAUGAAUUUGGAAUUUAAAGUUCAGUCUAAAGCACAAUGUGGAUAGCAUCAAUUGAUGUGUUGGCUGAGGGGGUCCAUGCAAUUUUAAUAUUGCUUAGCAGGUUUGUGAAAAGAACACUCUUUAACAGUAUGAAUGUUCUGUGGGAGUUAUUGGUAUAUAAAGUACAAACAUUUAAAAGCUAGUACCAGUGGAAUAGAAGGUUAGUGCAGCUUAAUGAUGUCCUGCUGCUAGAUAAAUGCCAGUGCAAACCAGCAAUG